Messenger RNA from Pocillopora verrucosa, 936 nucleotides. RefSeq lists its product as uncharacterized. The record is from RefSeq and is a predicted model, not a curated record. NCBI's taxonomy places the organism in Eukaryota, Metazoa, Cnidaria, Anthozoa, Scleractinia, Pocilloporidae.
AUGACGAAAGAGAAUGCUAUCAAAGGUGCAAACAAAUGUUGGAAGAAAGGAAAGAAAGGCAAGAAACGAUUAAAUCCGACUCACUUAACAGAAAAAACGUCUAAUCUUUGCCAGGAUCCAAAAGACUGUCAAGUGUCUUUUAAACCAUUGGGAUGCUUCAAAGACAAAAGCCACGCACGUGCUCUUCCUCAUUAUAUCUAUAAUGAGCGCGACGACUCCAUAGCCAAUUAUGGCGGGCAAAAGAUCGACUGGAAUGACUGGGAAAACUAUCUACCAGGGUUCAUCUGCCGCUGUGCCAAGAAAGCAAAAGAUCUGGGUUAUGACCUGUUUGGAAUGCAGCACUUUGGUGAAUGUUACGCUGGAAGCAGCUCGUCGGAUCAAUAUAACAGGUAUGGCCCGGGACAGUGCAAAGAUUGCGUUGGGACGGACAUGAACGACUGCAAUGGGAGAAAGUUUUGUGUAGGGAAGGAAUGGCGUAACAUGGUGUACAAGAUUGUCGAUUUAUGCAGUGUUCGUUUUGAGCGAAUCGGCUGCUUUCAUGAUAACAAAGAAGCCCCACGCCUCCUGCCAUCAUACCUGUUAAAUGACAGAGAUGAGAACUUGCCCAACUUCAGCGGUCACCUGAUUGACUGGAAAAACUGGUACGAGUAUCUCCCUGAUCUUGUUUGCCGCUGCGCAAAGAAAACGAAGGAAAAAGGCUGGAAAUUGUUUGGAAUUCAGUUUUGGGGUGAAUGCUGGAGCGGCCCUGAUGACUCAGUGUUCUAUAUUGAAGGGCAUGCUCAGCCUGGUAGAUGCGAAGACCAGUGCUUUAAUGACUGCGCCUGCUCGACCAGAUUUUGUGCAGGAAAGAACUUUACCAAUGCUGUAUAUGCUAUCACGGAACAACGCAUCGAUGAAGGAAGCGCUAUGCCGGACAAGGUCAACAUUCUGGGGUAG